AUGGAUUUCGAUAGCCCUGAUUGUGUGGAAAAGGAUUUUCCUGGCUUGUAUGCCUCAGAUGCGAGCGGAAAAAGCAAAAAAGAUGAUAAAGAUUUUAGUGACGCUGAUCCGGAAAAGGUCAGCAAAAAGGAGCUGCUAAUAGGCCGCAGAAAGGAUAAGAAGGAAAAGAAAACGGCUUACGCCACCCUGGAGGGAGAAAGCUCACCGGAAGAGGAGCUCGAAACAAAGAGUCCUUCGAAGACUAAAAAGUCCAAAACAUUCAAGUUCCCAUCAAAGAGCAAAGAAAAGAGAGAAAAAUCGCGUGAGAAGGACAAGGAAAAGCCCGACACAUUGAAGCAGGAGGAAAGCACCAAGGCACCGGAGAAAAGCGAAAAAGAAAAGGAAAAGAAAAAAGAUAAGGAUAAAAAGGAAAAGGAUAAAAAGGAUAAAUCGAAAGACAAAAAGGACAAAAAGCUGAAACAGGGAAGUGCCAGCGAGGAGGUACUGGAGCUGGGCGAUGCGCAGCCCAUCUUUGGCGUGUCACUUGGUUUGGCAACCGAACGUAGUCGUUGUCACGACGGUGUGAAUCUGCCGCUGGUUGUACGCGAUUGUAUCGAUUAUCUGCAGGAACAUGGUCUACAGAGUGAACAGAUCUAUAAGGUGGAGGCUGUCAAAACAAAGCUACAGCAGCUGAAACGCACCUACAACAACCGUGAAGGAUCGUGCAUCGGUGAAAUGGACGUACCGAUUGCCUGCGGACUGCUGAAGAUGUUUUUGCGCGAGCUUCCGGAACCGAUACUUACCACGGAUUUGUCCUCUCGAUUUGAAGAAGUCGCUUCACACUCGCAAGUCUCGCAGCAGGAGCAGGAACUCGUCUGCCUGGUCGAACAGUUACCGAGCUGCAAUAGAACGCUUCUUUCGUGGAUGUUUAUACAUGUGGAUGCUGUGACACAGAAUGAGGAUUUUACAAAAAUGAAUGCGCAGAACAUAGCGAUGCUGCUCAGCCCGACCUUUCAAAUGUCGCACCGCUUGUUCGUAGCGAUACUGUGCCAUUGCAGCACUCUGUUCGCUGACACAAGCUUACAUAAAUAUGUUCCCCCGUUGACGGCAUCAAGCCCAAAUUUACCAGAAACGCCAGAUGAAAUAUCGGUGGAGCUAAGGAAACAAGAAAGUCUACUAGCUCAAAUUCAUGCCGAAAUGAAUGCUGGAUUUGUUACGAAGAAGCGCGAAGAGCAACUUUGGGAAGUACAGCGUAUUAUUACACAACUGAAGCGUAAAUUGCGAUCAUUUGAAAAAAAGUCUGAUUGCGUACAGAAGAGUCUCGACGAUACGGUCGAUGGAGAUAUUUCAAUUGAUUUAAAUUUACAAAAAUCGAAACUUUCGUGUUCGGAUGAUGAAUCUUCCAUUAAAACUGUAACGGCUAUUUCAACCGAGUCGGCAACAAAUACGGAAGCCAAAAACACACCACAAGAAACAUCGGACGAAACAGGACCACCAGAACGGAAAGCUUCCAUCACGGAAUCUCCUGAUACGGCCAUGGUUAAACCGGAUGGUUUAGGUGUGCCUCAAUCGGCGUCGGAAGCAACCGCAGUAAGUGACAAGGUCACCGUCACCGAUAAUGGGUUCUUGCUGCUGCCGCAGAACCAUCCGGAAUAUCUUACACUCAUACGGUUGCAACUUGAAAACCAAGAGCUGGUAAACUGGAAAGCCCAGUUGCAGGCUCGAAUUCAAUCGGAGAGGGACGAGAUAGUGCAAAUGAAGAAACUGCUCGUAGUAGAUGGUAGCAUGACCUCGUCCGUCGGUGUCGAUACAUCGAUAAUGGCCAGCGAAGAGCAUGAGAAACUGAUGGCUCAUUACAUGAAGGAAAAUACCCUGCUCGAACAGAAGCGUCAGAUGCUGGCAAAGGAAAUAUUCGAAGAAAAUAAGAAUCUGAUACAGAUGCAAGUAGAGUUGGCUUUAAAUCGGUACAGAAUAUAA
Molecule: messenger RNA, 1956 nt
Organism: Anopheles marshallii
Lineage: Eukaryota; Metazoa; Arthropoda; Insecta; Diptera; Culicidae
Gene: Rlip
Product: ralA-binding protein 1
Exons: 5
Coding region: 1-1956 (651 amino acids)
Biological process (GO): small GTPase-mediated signal transduction
Molecular function (GO): GTPase activator activity; small GTPase binding
Source: RefSeq, a predicted model, not a curated record